This is a messenger RNA of Mytilus trossulus (common blue mussel), 5454 nucleotides long. RefSeq names its product YLP motif-containing protein 1-like. The transcript has 21 exons. Gene Ontology annotation, cellular component: nucleus. The record is from RefSeq and is a predicted model, not a curated record. Bases 81 to 5045 code for a protein of 1654 amino acids. Gene Ontology annotation, biological process: regulation of telomere maintenance. Lineage: Eukaryota; Metazoa; Mollusca; Bivalvia; Mytilida; Mytilidae.
UAUUGCAAGGGAGAUAAUCUUCAGUGUAUCCGACGCCAUUCCACGCUGUUUCGAUUUUAAAACAAAGCAUAAACCUCAAAAUGUAUCCCAACUGGCAACAAAUGGGAGCUGCUGCUCCAGCCCAACAAAUGCAAUAUAAUCAAUAUCAACAGCAAAUGUAUCAGUGGUACUACCAACAGCAAAAUCCAGGACAAAAUCCAGCCGGCGUCGUACAGCCACCAGUCCCCACUAGCAUGCCACCUCUGCCAGAAGCAGCCCCACCACCACCGUCAGAGGAAAAGCCUCCAUUGCCCCCAGAACCACCACCGCAACCACCUGCAGAGGAAGAAAAGCAAGAAGAACUAAAACCAGUCACAACAGAAGAACAGAAGAAGUUAACAGAUUUACAACAACAGGCUGCUCAGUGGCAACACACUCAGCAAUGGCCACAACAGUGGCCUCAACAACAAGCUCAACCACAGCAACAAUGGGCUGACUAUUCUCAACAAUACCAGCAACCACAGAUUGCUGCUCCUGUUACAGGUGAUGAUGCUAAAGUACAGUUUGAUGCUAUACAGAAAGAAGAAUCAGAGUUUGAACAACAGUACAGUCAAUGGAAACAGCAAUAUGAAGACUGGAAAAAUCAAAAUCAAAAUCAUCCAAAUAAAGAACAAUUUAAACAGUAUGAAGCGCAAUGGCAACAGUAUGAACAACAAAUGGAGGAUAAGAAAAGAGAUAUUCAACAAAGAAAAACAGUUGUCCAGAGUCAUAUGGCAAUGGCACAACAGCAACCUCAACCACCAGGAAUGCCAGGUGUACAACCUGGAAUGCAACAGCCAUUGAUGGGACAACAACAACAAGGAAUGCCUCCCAAUCAACAGCCUCCGAUGCCCAACCAACAAGGAAUGCUACAGCAUCAGCAAGGAAUGCCACCUAGUCAGACAGGAUUACCUCAAAAUCAGCACAGCAUGGGGCCAAACCAGCAAGCAAUGCCACAGAAUUCAAUGGGAUUGAAUCAUCAAGGAAUGCCACCAAAUCAACCAGGAAUGCCAUCGAAUCAGCAAGGAAUGCCACCAAAUCAACAAGGUAUGCCACCAAAUCAACAAGGCAUAGGUGGUCAAGGAAUGAUGUCACAAAACAAAGGCCAGAUGAGAAUGGGUGGACCAAUGGGAAUGCGACAAAGUAAUCCACAAAGAAUGGACGGACCUGGUGGGCAGCGCAUGCGGUUUCCACAAAAUGAUAACAUGAGAAUGCAAAAUUCUCAGCAGAUGAGAAUGGGAGGACCUGGUCCCAGAGGCCAAAUUAGAAUGAUCAAUGAUGAACAACAAAAAGGUGGAUUAAACCAGAAUCAAUCCGGAUUUGGAGGACCUAGGCAAAGAUUUCCUGGGGGUCAGGGCUUUAACAACAUGCAGAAUCAAAAUCAAAUGAACAGAAUGCCUGGACCAAGAGGACCAUUGAUGAGAGGUCCAAGACCAAUGACUCCUGAUAAUCAGUUUAGACAGCAAAAUAUGUACGGUGAGGAGGAAGGCCAAGGGGAUAACUUUCAAGAGGAAGGCGGAGAAGAGGACAUGUGUUUAGAGGAUGAUUCUGAAAAUUCUUUUCAGGGAUCAGUUGACAAUCCAUUUAGACGACCGGAGAUUGUGCAGAUGAUGGCUAACGACGAAGAUGAGGAAGAGUUUCCAGAAGAAAACAUGGAUGGGAACAUGAUGGGGGGUCCAAAUCAAUUUAAUAGAAUGCAAAAUAUGAAUAUGAGAGGUAAUGGUAAUGGUAAUAAUAGGAUGUUGAGAGGACCCAGUCCGAAUAACAAUAUGCAGAUGAGAGGAAAUUUUCAAAAUAGGGGGAAUCCCCGAGGAAUGGGAGGAGGAGGACCAAGAGGAGCAAUGUCAAAUCCUAACCAGAUGAAACCUUUAAUGAAUGCUCCAAUAAAUGCUCCUCAGAGAAUGCCACUAAAAGGGGGACCUAUAUCAUUAAUGGAUAUUAGGUUUGAUAAACCACCUGCACCAAAAGUGACUAUAGAUGAAAAUGAACAAAAGAGCGAUGAGCAAGAUAAAGGUGAAGAAAACAAAGCAAAUCAAAUCAAGAAGGAAAAGGAGAUCACAGAGCCAGUUGGACCAAUUCAAAAAGAGUUUGCUCUUGGGCAGUCUGAGAAGAAUGCUACAUCUGGUUUAGGAACAGGGAAAGGAAUUCCUGGUCUUGGUGACGGAAAGGAUGCUCUUGUUGUGGAAAAAACUGUAGAGAAAAAGGAAGACAAAGAAAAAUCUCCAACUGAUGACAAAUCAACUGAAAGUAAAAACAUGAACGAAGAAAAACAAAAUUCUGAACAGAUGCUGGACAUCCAAAAUCAAGGACCAAAAUCACUGAUGGGACAAGGUAUUAGACCACAAGGGCCUGGUAUGAAUCAACCAUUUGGUCCAGAUCAAGGACAAGGUCCUAGACCAUUUAGUCCAAAUCAAGGACAAGGCCCAAGACAGUUUGGUCCAAAUCAGGGUCAAGGACCUAGAGGAUUUGCUCCUAAUCAAGGACAAGGUCAAGGGCCUAGAGGAUUUGCUCCUAAUCAAGGACAAGGUCAAGGGCCUAGAGGAUUUGCUCCUAAUCAAGGACAGGGUCAAGGGCCUAGAGGAUUUGCUCCUAAUCAAGGACAGGGUCAAGGGCCUAGAGGAUUUGCUCCUAAUCAAGUACAGGGUCCUAGAGGGUUUGCUCCAAACCAACAGGAGGGAAAUGAAUUUGAUGAAGACCCUGAACAGAUAGAUCAGAUGCAAGGCAUGCCUGGUCAGGGACAGGUUGGAGCAAGAGGCUUUGGUCAAAGAGGGACAAGAGGACAAUUUCCUGGUCAGAGAGGUGCUAGAGGACAAGCACUAGGCCAGAGAGGUGCAAGAGGACAAGCACCAGGUCAGAGAGGAGCAAGAGGACAAGUUCCAGGUCAGUUUGGUCCUAGGGGUUUUAAUCAGAAUCAGGGACCAAGAGGAUUUGGAGUUCAAAACCAGAUGGGACAGAAUCAGCGAAUGUUAGGUCAGUUUGAAGAAGAAAAUUCUGAACAAUAUGGAGAACAAAAUUUUGGACAUUCAGAUGAACCACUUGAAUUCAUGGGAAAAUUCAAUCAAAAUAAGGCUGACAGAGGAAUGAGAGGUCGUGGUAGAGGUCCGAUGAAUAGAGGUCAGUUGAUCAGGGGUCGUGGACGAGGAAGAGGUUGGCAACAUAAUCAGUUUCAGGAGGAACCUAUGAACCAACAACAACCUCCUCAGCCUGAACCAGAACCUGAAGUUUACAAUGAAGAGGAGGAAAAAGAGAGAUUGAGAAGAGAAUUGGAAGAAGAAGGUGAACAGUGGAUGGCGACACACCAACAACAACAAGAGGAAAUUAAGGAAAUUGAAAAAAGAAGGGAGCAGUGGGGAGAAAGGCGAACACCACCUUUACAUGGAGACAGAUUUGACAGACCACCAUUUGAUGAACGACCGCCAUUUGAAGAUCCUUAUAGAAGAGAUCCUUACCUUGAUAGGAUGGAUCCAUAUUUUGACAGGAGGGAUCCAUACUAUCCAGACAGAAGACCCUAUGAAUAUGAUCCUUACGGCGCUAGACCACAUGACUAUUAUUACCCUGACCGAUAUGGAGCCCCACCACGGGAACCAUCGCCUAGAUUGUUUGUAGCACCAGAAGUUAUAGAUCAUGGUCACAAGUCAAGUGGACUGGCAGAUUAUCCAACAGACAGAGAGCCAAUAGAAUACAAACCUCCACAAGUUAUAGAUUAUGGACAUGGUAAAUCAUCAGACGAUGCAGCACCAAGUUCAGAUAUGUCUCAUGGUUUCAACCCUGACAGUCGACCAAGCUACGACAGGGAAUCUGACUUCAGUAGAGAUAGCCAGUACUAUGAAAGGGACAGUAGAGGCAGAGAUAACAACAGAGAUAGCAGUAGAGAUGGUUAUGGAGAUUAUUCAUCUUCAUCAUCGUCACGGGACAGAGACAGGGAUAGGGACAAAAAUAGAGAUCGAGAUAGGGGAGAUAGAGAUAGGGAUAGGGAUAGAGACAGGGAUAGUAGGUCUAGUAAAUCAGUUCAUGAACCGAAAGUGGAAACAGUAAAAAUAGAUGAUUUACUGGUUCCACCUGGUAGAAAACACAGACCGCCACAGAUUGUGGUUAUGUUGAGAGGACUUCCUGGGUCAGGAAAAACAUAUGUUGGCAAACUAAUUAAGGAUAAAGAAGUUCAGCAUGGUGGUGGUGCUCCCAGAAUGCUUUGUUUAGAUGAUUAUUUCAUGACAGAAGUCGAAAAGACAGAAAAAGACCCUGAAACAGGCAAAAAAGUCAAAAAGAAGGUCUUAGAGUAUGAAUUUGAGGCAGAAUUAGAAAGUUCAUACAGGAAAAAUAUGUAUAAAAGUUUUAAAAAGACAAUUGACGAUGGAUUUUUUCCCUUCAUUAUUGUUGAUGCUGUGAAUGAAAAAGAAAGACAUUUUGAAGAAUUUUGGAGCUACGCAAAAUCUAAAGGAUUUCAGGUUUACAUUGCUGAAAUACAGGCUGAUGUUGCAACCUGUGUAAAAAGAAAUACACAUAACAGAUCUCAGAGUGAAAUUGAAAAGAUUGAAAAAGGCUGGCAGGAGACACCAAAACAUUAUCUUCGAUUAGAUGUUAGAUCAAUCCUUCAAGAAGUCUCAAUACAAGAGGUUGAAAUGGAAACAGAAGAGGAUGAGAAGCCGGAACCUAAACCAGACAAACGUAAGAAAGUAGAGAGUGACGAAGAAGAAGAUGUCAAGUUUGGGGAAAUAAAGAAGAGUAAAUGGGAAGUUGAACCCUCAGGAACACAACUAGAUAAACUUGAUGGUUUAAUACAUCACAAUAAGAAGAUAGCUCCAGUUCACCAGAGUAUGGAAGAUUUCCUGCAGCUGCCUGAUGACUAUGAUACUAGACCUCUUGCUCCUGGACAAAAAAGGGUUAGAUGGGCAGACAUUGAGGAGAAAAAAAUUCAGUCAAGACGACGCGACAUAGGUUUUGUGGUGGGACAGACACAGCGGGACUGGGAACGGAUAACAGAUGAUUCUUAUGCUGACAGGCAACUCAACAGAACAAAAUAUUUUUAAUUAAUGUUUUAUAUUAAAUAAAAAAAGGCUAUUGAUUGUAUAAAUGGAAUGAAAUGGGAAAAUGGCAUUUCAUGAAAGAAAAAGAAGGAACAAGAAAUAAAGACUAUUUUGAAGAUUACCAAAUAUUCUUUGUUCAGGAUGCCAUUUCAUCAACUUUAGUGUUUUACAAUUGUGUACAGAUUGCGAUUUUAAUGGAUUUUACUUGUAACUUUUGAUCAUUGCUGCAUUUUAAAUGCCUUCAUGCAUAAUGUUAUAUUUCAGAUCACUGUUGUAAAUUUGUAAGGAAUUAUGCGUAUGUUAGAUAAUAAAAUAACAUAUCCCUUCACUCGCUCACUUCACACAGUCAAGUCCAUGAAGGUUUUUAGAUGUAUUUGAAUAUUGUGAGUAAAUAAAAUGUCAUAUUCAUGUG